AUUCUUCAGCCAGAUCAGCCUCCAUUCCUCUAGGACAUUGCUUUAUCAAAACUUCACAACAACUCCAUAAGGGCGAGAAAAUGACACUCGGUUACAAUACAUCAGACCACAAUAUAACACUGUGGUUCUAUGAAUGUACCGUCCAGCUGGACAUGGAAUCUCGGCGCAUCGCGCUGUUCCUGCUCUACCUGUUCUUGUUCAUGGUUGGUUUGAUCGAGAACUGCCUGGUGGUUUGGGUAAACUGGCGCCGGCGACACUCGGCCAGCGGUGUGCUCUUCUGUGUUAUCAACAUCAGUCUGUCUGACCUAAUGGUGGUUUUAACCAUGCCUUUCUUCAUGCUGGAGGCCGCAAUGGGCGAGGUUUGGAUUUGGGGAAGAUCCUUGUGCAAGGUUACGCAUCUCAUCUACGUCAUCAACUUCUACAGCAGCUCCUUCUUCCUGGCCUUCACGACUCUGGAGAGGUACCUUAGCUUGACACGACCGACUACGCCCGCCUGCUUUCCGCUGCAGCCCAGGCACCGGAGAUGGCUGCUUUGUGCUGGAUUGUGGCUUCUGUCCUUGGUGCUGGCAGUGUUUGAAAACAUACACGUGGACCUGCUUGAGUGGGACGAACCUGGCUGCUACAUGAUGCCUGAGAAUGACUUCACUGAGUGGUUUCUGUCGCUUUCCUUCUUCUCCUUUAUCUUCCAGUUUUUGGGUCCUGCAUCUGUCAUCAUCACCUGUAACAUCCUGAUUGCGCGGGCCGUGCGUGCCUCUCCAGAUGUGCAGAAGCGCAGAGACAUUUGGCUAUUGCAUGUGUAUUCGCUCGUCUUUGUAACCUGCUGGCUUCCCUACCAUCUUGUAAUGUUCCUGGUGAUGCUGAGCAUGCUGGACCAUCAUCUGUUGUCCUGCAAUGCUAUAGAGGGGCUGUUGUUUUCUUUGAACAUUGUACAGUGCCUAUCGCUCUUCCAUUGCAUCGCCAACCCCAUUCUAUAUAACUUCCUGAGCAAGAGUUUUCGCACCAACCUUGUCAACAAUAUCCUUUCCACGUCAACGUUCAGCAGUGUUACCAAGGCAGCCGAUGGCGUAGGGACGUCACCGCAGAAGGAACAAAAGCUCAGCAAUGCCAGCACCAGUCACUCCGAGAUUGGAUCAUAAUAUGGGAGGUUCCCAUCAGAUCCUAAUGAGGUCUCCUGAGAGAGCAGGGGGAGCAGCAGAUUUCGGAGCAAUACCUAAUUUGGAGCAUCAAAAUGUCAUCAGAAUAAUUUUCAUUCGUGUUUUCGCACCUGCACAAAGGACUAGGGCACUAUUUCAGAACUACUCACAUUUUUCUCAUUAAGAAAAGGGUUCUGGUCUCAUUUUGCCUUCUAAUAUAUUGCAAAUUUCUAAGUGCAGGAACUAAUAGCCAAGAACGUUUUAAGACACAAAAUUUAUAUAUAUAUUUUUUUUCCAUUUUUUUUAUUGAUUGUAAUAAAAAUGGCCCAGUGGAGUGAAACGUCAGUGUAAAGAAAGGUUAGGGGUUCCUGUUAGUAGUUUUAAAACAGGAAGGAAAUAAUCUCCCUGCAUCCUACUCCACAGGAAGCGAUGGCAUUACUACUGAGGAACAUGCCACAGAUCAAAGGAACUCUAGCAAGCAAAGAAUAUCAAAACUAGUAACUCAGCUUCACUAAUAAAUGUAUCCCUUUUUUUUGAAGAUACUAAAGAACUGAAAAGGACAUCACUAAAACACCUGAAUGUGCAACUUUAUUCAAAAAAAUACAGCAGAACAAAAUUAAACACUUAUAUUUAAAUGUAUAUUCGUUUUAUAUAUAUAAAAAGCUAUAAAUAAUACCAGUACUUGUAGAGAUUAAAUGAUAUGAUAAAGAACAAGGUUUUCACUUUUAAUAUUACACAUUGUCAAAUUCUUCUUGUUUGGGCUCUUUUCACUAUUGUGUGUGUGUGUGUGUGUGUGUGUGUGUGUGUGUAUGUGUGUGUGUGAGGGGCUGCUUAAUAUAGCAUACUUUUGUGUGUAGACAGCACAUCAAACUAGAACAGCUGGACACAUGCCUGUCACAACCAUACAGUAUGUGCUUAAAAAUCACACAAUAGAUUCCUCCUUUAGAGUUUAUUAUAACCUCUAGUGGAUUUGACAAAGAACAUUAAUCAGUUUUGAUUAAUUAGACACUGAUUCACCAAUCAGCCAUAACAUUAAAUCUAUUCACAUUAAAACUAUUCACAUUCACUUUUCUGCCACCAGGGAGGUUCUGGCCUUUCCGGGUGUGGCUUAACAGAUCCUUUAUGGGUGUGGCUUAACAGAUCCUCUAUGGGUGUGGCUUAACAGAUCCUCUAUGGGUGUGGCUUAACAGAUCCUCUAUGGGUGUGGCUUAACAGAUCCUUUAUGGUGUGGCUUAACAGAUCCUCUAUGGGUGUGGCUUAACAGAUCCUCUAUGGGUGUGGCUUAACAGAUCCUUUAUGGUGUGGCUUAACAGAUCCUCUAUGGGUGUGGCUUAACAGAUACUCUAUGAGCUUUUGAGGGUGUGCUGUAGUGUCUUGCACCAGGAUGUUGACAGUGGAUCCUUUGGGUGCUGUGAGUUGCAGGGUGAGGACUUGUUUGUCCAGUUCAUCCCAUGGCUGCUCCAUCUGAUUGAGAUGUGAAGAGUUUGAAGUCAACUCCCUUGAACUCUUUGCCUGUUAAGCCAAGAGCAUGGCAGCCUUUAAUGUGCUGGGUGUUCUGAUACCUCAUAGACUUUUUUCGAUGGUUUGUCAAUCCUGUCACCAGUUUACUGGUAUAUAAGUGAUAAUCAAUAUUAUUCAGUUCACCUGGCGGGUUGGUGUAUACAUACUACAUAUGUAUCUCAUACAUAAACAAGACCAAUUUCAUAUAUGCACCAGUAUACAGCAAUAUAUUUUAUGUAUGUUGAAAAUUCAUACCAGUCAAAAAUUUGGGCACACCUUGUCUUAGCUGAUUUUUUUUUCUUUUCUACACUGUUAAAAUAAUCCUAAGAGCGUCCAAAAUAUGCAAUAAUCUCAAUCUGAACAAUUAAUACUGAGAUGUAUCUGCUACUUUUGCUCUGUAAAGCCUUCAUAACGGCUUUAAUCCGAGGUGCUGGUUGUUAAUUGCUGACUUCGGAGGCUGGUAACUUUAAAUGAACUUCUCCUUUAAGGCAUAAUUAUGUUUUGGUCUUGGUCUUUUGGGAUGGUCUUCAUGAGAGCCAGUUUCAUCAUGGUGCUUAAUGGGUUUUGCAAAUGCACUGGACAAUACUGUUCUCACAAGAACUAUUUUUUGAACAGCUGACCUUUGGCCGUCUGUUGUCUAAAGUAACAAUGAACUGUUGUUGUUCUACUUACUUACAUAAUGCAAUAUGUAUUAUGUCAUUGUUUUUUUUAAAUAUAAUUAUUUUUUGUUUUUUUUCCAAUUUUCUCCCUAAUUUAGUCGUGGCCAAUUCCUAGGGGGCUCCCACAUUAAGGCUACUACUACCACUCAGUCGGGAGGGCGAAGACUAUCCCGUGUUUCCUCCGAACUGCGUGACGUCAGAUGACCGCAUCUUUUCAAACUGCUUGCUCACGCACCAUUAGGGGUGGAGUAACACACUCAGAGGAAAGCGCUAACCGCCUUCCGCGUGCGUGAGCUCAUAGAUGCCCCUGAUUGGCUGUAGAGCCGUGAUUAAUGUGGGAGCGCAAGUACCUCUUAUCCCUGACCCCCCUGAGAGAGCUCAGCCAAUCAGCUCUCUCUGUGCCUCUGGCUGUGAGAGGUUACAGCAUCACCUGGGGUUCGAACCAGCAAUCUCCGAAUGAUAGGGCGAGGGCUUUACCACUGCGCCACUUAUGUCACUGAUUAAAAAAAAAUAAAUGAAUAAAAAAAAAAUACAGUAUUGUUCUAGUUAUGUAAAAAAAUAAAUCAAUAAACAAAAAACAUUAAGGUUAGAAGGUGUGUCCCAAUGUUUGACUGAUACUGUAUUUCCAUAUGUGAGUCCUGGCAUGGGAGUUAAAAUUGAUCUUAAAUGUUGUUCAGUGGGGUUGAGAUCAGAGCUCUGUGCAGGACACAAACAUUCCUCCACUCACUAUGUGACAGUAUACAGUGACAUCCUAUGCAGUUAUGUGCUCUCAUUUUUGUGGUAUGUUUGGGGAAGAAAUAUACAGUAUAUGAGUGUCCUGCUGAGCUGUCUACACUAUAUGGUCUGUUGGCCGUCUGUUGUCUAUAUAAAAAAAACGAGAACACAAUUAUUGAUUUCCGGUUGAACUGAGUUGAGAAAGGCAUCCAGUCCAUUGCUGCUUUUCUGUAAAGAAAAUGACAAGUAACAUCUGAGAGGUCAGUGGUGUAGCCAAUAUGAAUAUAAUCAUGUCAGACGUUAAAUAAAAAACAUCAGAGCUAACAUAAGAUACUACAUAUAAACACUAGUAUACGUUAGCUACUACCAUAAUUCUAAAAAAAAUAUGACUAAUUUCCCCCAAACUAUGAAAAAAUUAAAAUAAAACACUUACAAAUGCAGAGUUGUCUCCUUAAAAAUAAAACUUUACAUGACAUAAUGUAUGUACAGUAGCCUAUUGUGUUUCAAUAAAAAAACUUGAGUAUGAUUUUGUCUGAAAUACUGUACACACCUCAGCAAACACCAUUGGAUUCGAACUGUAAAGUCUUCUUCAUAUACUGUAUUUAAAAAAAAAAACAAUAAAAUAAAGAAUGUAUGUUCUGUAAAGAAAAAUAAAAUAAUGCUUACCCUUUG
Messenger RNA from Clarias gariepinus (North African catfish), 4678 nucleotides. RefSeq names its product G-protein coupled receptor 182-like. The record is from RefSeq and is a predicted model, not a curated record. The transcript is spliced from 2 exons. NCBI's taxonomy places the organism in Eukaryota, Metazoa, Chordata, Actinopteri, Siluriformes, Clariidae. The coding region runs from base 81 to 1136 and encodes 351 amino acids. Gene Ontology annotation, cellular component: membrane. Gene Ontology annotation, molecular function: G protein-coupled receptor activity. Gene Ontology annotation, biological process: G protein-coupled receptor signaling pathway.